This is a messenger RNA of Hypoxylon fragiforme, 1839 nucleotides long. RefSeq names its product putative sphingolipid long chain base-responsive protein. Lineage: Eukaryota; Fungi; Ascomycota; Sordariomycetes; Xylariales; Hypoxylaceae. Gene Ontology annotation, molecular function: lipid binding. Gene Ontology annotation, cellular component: eisosome filament; plasma membrane. The record is from RefSeq and is a predicted model, not a curated record. Gene Ontology annotation, biological process: endocytosis; negative regulation of protein kinase activity; eisosome assembly. The transcript has 4 exons. The coding region runs from base 549 to 1547 and encodes 332 amino acids.
UCAUCUGGUCUGCUUUGAGAUUCUAACCUUGGCAGGUGCAUCCUUGUUUUUCAUUGUGCAAUUGUGCAAUUGUGAUGUGAUCAUGUUAAGUGAAUGCAUGUGUAAUGUUGCCAAGAAUGAGAAGGGAAGGAGUUACUGUAUCUACUAUUACUCUACCUACCUAAGGUAUGCAAUGUAUCUUAUUAUGUAGAUUCAUUUGAUAUCAUCAAGGAUUUGCGAACAUAUUGAAUGAUUGUCCAAACAUAUUAUCGGAUCUACAUAUAAUAUCUACACAGAUUUACGAUACACGCCCCAUAGUGUACCCACAUACUAUCUAGAGUCUUAGCUUCAAUGUUCGCAACUUCCCACCUCUGCCAGUACUCGACAAAUUAUGGAAGGUUAUACAGGUUUCUUGAGACGGGAACCGAAGCUGCCAACUACAUAAGCAAGAGAAUAUCAUGAGGAGAAAGAGCUAACAAGUUUACAAGUAGGUAAACAGCCAUACUGUCGAUAUUCCUAAAAAGAGAACGGGUGAACCCCGAAGACUCUCCUUUUACUUUGAACGCAUCAUGAAUCGUUCCCUCUCUAUACGUUCCACCAAGGGCAACGCCGCGAAUGCACCAACAUCGCCUACGCGCCGCAAGGGGUUCUCUUUUGCAUCAUUGCGAGGCUCGAUCCAGCCAGAGUUGUCGCGGCGUUUAUACCAGGUGAUCAAAUCAGCCAAUAAUCUAGUGUCGGCGCACGAGACAGCAGGAAGGGAGCGCGAGGCUAUCGCGAAGCAACUAUCAGAAUGGGGCGAGCAGACAGGUGACGAAGCAGUGUCAGACAUUAGCGACAAGGUGGGCGUUGUAUUAUCGGAGCUUGGUGCCCAAGAAGAGCUGUACGCCCACGGCCUCGACGACGCCCGCGGUGUUCUCAAAAACAUCCGCAACACUGAGAAGAGCGUCCAGCCCAGCCGCGAUACUCGGGCUAAAAUUGCAGACGAGAUCCAACGCCUUAAGUUCAAGGAGCCUCAGAGCCCUCGCCUCGUCAUCCUCGAGCAGGAGCUUGUUAGAGCUGAGGCUGAAAACUUGGUUGCAGAGGCCCAGUUAACGAAUACUACUCGUAACAAGCUGAGGGAAGCUUACGACACCGAGUUUGCCGCCGUAAUCGAGCGUGCGGAGAAACAGAUCAUCCUCGCCAAGCAUGGUCGUCGUCUUCUCGACCUCUUAGACGACUCGCCCGUCACACCUGGUGACGCGAGACGUAGGUAUGAGAAUGGACUCGCCGCCCGACAAGUCCUCAUCGAUGUGGAGGACGAUCUCAAAGCAUGGGAGAAUAAUGCAAAUACCUAUGACUCGAUACUCGCAGAUGACACAUACCACGAAUCUUCGCAUGUGGCCAUGGAUGGAAGCAGCGCCCUAGGCGGCAGCGGCAGUAGAGGUGGAGGUGUAAGAGGCGAGACACCGGUCAUGACUGAUGCCAGUCAUUCGUAUGCUCCAGAAGGUGAUGAGAAUCAUCGCCCGGCUGCUAGCACAGCGCCACACGUGAGCCCUACGCCCACCUUAAGUGAUGAUGAGAGGAAGUAGGAAAUAUAUCCUCGUUCGGGGUUUAAUGGCAUGAUAUGUGUAUACCCAAUUGUUGCCAUUAGUAUAUUGCACUUUAUGGGAUUAUCAAUGAAAGGAAGGAAGGAUAACGGUCUGGUUUUCGUUAAAGCUGAGUUGGGAACUGGGUGGUUGUUUGCUUUGCAUAUUCUAUAUCUUAGGUAGGAAGGUAGUUAUAAUAUUAUCGUCUCAAUCGGAUUGAACUAGAAUCAGGGAGGUUUUGAUUCCUGGCACCAGCAUAUGUACGUAUGCCUACGAAAGUUGUAGAGGUUUUUAG